GUUAUGAAUGGAAGCUCGAAUAUAUUGCAUUUUCAUCUUCCUAUUCUUCUACACAUUUCAUAAUAGAAACUGAUCUUUUCCAAACAAAAAACGGAAACGAAUAAAAUACAAUUGCACAUAUUCAGAAGAAAUAUACAUUUAUUUCAUCCGAAUUUACAUUGAAAACACCAGGUUCACGUAAUAAAACAAAAUUCUGGAAGUGAACGAGUCUAGUGUCAACGUUAUCCGUGACCGAAUUCACCGCCCACGCAACAAACUCACCAAAACCUACUUUCGCUUGUUCUGUGAUCGACCAUUCGUUCAAAGAAGAGAAGUACAAGCCGUGACGGUCACCAAUCGUGCCCUUUCACAUCGAAAUAUAAAUAAAUUAUCCUUCAAAAUUAAAUUAGUCGUUACGUUCCCUAUUUCCGCGGUAUACGCGCGCAUCCAAAGUCUGAACUCUCGCGUUCGAAAACCGAGUCGAGGGUUUGAAACACGAUAUGAUCGAUACACUAUUUCGUGCGUAUAUUUUCAAACCUACAUUGUUUUAGGACGCUUUUUGCACAUCCAUUUCGAUCGUUCACGGCUCACAAUUUAAUCCUGCACUAGAAUAUGGCGAGUUUCGCGACGCAAGCGGCUUUGAGAGCUAAAUGGAGCUCCCUGGUAGAGGAACAUUCGAUAGAGGUGCCCCCCGAGGUGUCCAGCAAAGUAACGAGCGUCGUGGGUUGGCUUAAACAGGCCUCGCUUGAAGUGAGGGCUGCGGGUAGGCGCGCGGUUAAUACCCUUGCGGGCGGUAUGAUGUCCGAGAACGUCGUCAUCUUGCAUUUCAACGACGUGUACAACGUAGAAUCGAGGACGGGACCCGAACCGGUGGGCGGGGCCGCUCGAUUUUGUACCGCUGUCAAAAGCUUCCACUCUCUCAACCCACUGGUCCUGUUUAGUGGUGAUGCCUUCUCUCCGAGCAUGCUCAGCACCUUCACGAAAGGCGAGCAGAUGGUGCCGGUGUUGAACGAGAUCGGAACACAUUGCGCGGUUCUCGGGAAUCACGAUUUCGAUCACGGUCUCGAGGUGUUGUCACAGUGGGUGGGGCAGACAGAGUUCCCGUGGCUAAUGUCCAAUGUACUCGACAACGAGACAGGGCGGCCGCUAGGAGAGGGGCGGAUUACGCAGGUCAUGCACUGGGCGGGGCACAGGAUAGGUCUUGUCGGAUUGGUUGAAAAGGAGUGGCUCGACACACUAGCAACAGUCAAUCCCGAUGAAGUGACGUUCCUUGAUUUCGUGGAGGCGGGACAAAAGUUGGCUGCCCAGCUCAAGCAAGAGGGUUGCGAUUACGUCAUCGCACUGACGCACAUGCGCACGCCGAACGACCUCAAGCUCGCCGAGCACUGUGACGAAAUCGACCUGAUUUUGGGAGGCCACGAUCAUGUCUACGAAAUACAUCAUGUGAACGGGAAAUAUGUGAUCAAGAGCGGUACUGAUUUCAGGCAGUUCAGCAAAAUCACGGUCAACUUUGCAGAUUGCGCGAAGGGAAGGCCCGAGGUGACGGUAGAAGCGAUUGAUGUCACCUCGCAGUACCACGAGGACCCGAAACUCAAGGAGAAAUUAGCAAAAUUUACCGGUCUCAUAGAGUCGAAAAUGGACGACGUGUUAGGUUGUUUCGCUGUCCCUUUGGAUGGCAGGUUCACUUCUAUAAGGACGGCCGAAUCCAACCUGGGAAACUGGAUUUGCGACGUGGUGUUGGCUGCCACCGGAGCAGAUCUCGUGAUCCUCAACUCCGGCACCUUCCGAUCUGACCAGGUUCAUCCUGCGGGCGACUUUACCAUGCGCGACCUCACCAACAUUAUACCGAUGAGGGACCACCUUGUCGUCUUGAAGGUCACGGGUCAGCAGAUUCUCGAAGCGUUAGAGAACGGGGUUUCGAUGUACCCGAAGUUGGAGGGGCGGUUUCCGCAGGUGGCGGGAGUUAGCUUCGCGUUUAACCCGACGAAACCACCGGGCCAGAGGGUGGAGCCGAAUUUCGUGCGAGUCGGCGACGAGUACCUCAAACUAGAUCAGUAUUAUAGGUUGGCGACGAAGAACUAUCUUCAUUCGGGCUGCGACGGCUACUCGAUGCUCAAAGACGCGCCGAUUUUGGUUAAUGAAGGCGAAUGCCCCGAGCUCGGCUUGGCCAUCCAGAACCAUUUCCAGGCAAUCAACAUGCGCCUCGGCAAAACUAAGAAACAGUCGAAACACAGACAGUCUCUGGUCACAUUGUCGAGGAGACACAGCCUGGUGAAAAUGCUCGAUGGCAGCGAGCUAGACGGCCCGCCGCCUUUGAGGAGGGCGAGUACGAUCGAGACGUCUAGUCAGCAUGCGCCCCACCACUCGACGAAACUGACGCGGCGCGCGUCUCUUGACGACCUCGAACAAGAGUCGUGUCAGCUGAUACCAAAAAUCGACCACAGAAUAGUGACGAUCAACAGCGAGGAGAGACGGCAGGAGCUGGUCCUGCAACGGCAACGAUUCGAGCAGGACUCAAUCAUUGAGGAGGUGGACGAUGAAUGCUCGCCCCAAAACUAGUUCUCCCUUCCCUCACUUUUUUACGUCGCUUCCAAUCAAAAAUGACGUACAACUUAACGACAAGAUAUAUUAUAUUUCUACAAACUUUUUAACUAAAUGCCUUCAAAAAAAGGAACACCAGUAGAGAAGUUUAUAAAGUACGCCACAACGAACAGUAUUUACAUUCGAAAAUUUGAAUUGUAACGGGUCCGAUAGAGGGAGCUCUUGGCCAUACAGACAACGUUUUGGUUUUUGGUCAAAAGUUUACUCUUUGUAGAUGUCGAAGUAAUAACACCGCCGCUAGCUUGGAUUGUUUUUUUUAAGGAGAAUAAACAGGAACAGAAAUAUAAGCGUAGACCUGCAUUAAUAAAUUUUUGGAUCACUUAACACAGUUAACAUAAAUUAUGUUAAAAGGCAAGAAGUUAGACGAAAAAAUAUUUAGUCUCGAGCUUUUUGUGUAUGCCAAUCUCUAAUAUUAACAAAGUAGUUAGCGCUAUUUCUUUUAGCCCCGCUUCUUAAAGAGAAAUUUACCUACUAAAUUUGUCAUUUUGGAACGAUUUAGGUGGUCCAAAAGUCUUCGAAUUCGAAUUUGAACAAUUUCGACCAGUUUAACCCAAGGGGUUUGCAAUGAUAUUCGUCGUUAUUAUAAAUUCAAUUGCAAUGCGCGACAUAUUUGAAGCACAACGAAAAAAGGGAAGGUAGUUUUGGUUUGGAAUUUGGAAUUGAAAAUGCGAAAAUGCGCCUCCUUUAUAUUUCAUUAUAAUAAAUCGUCAAUUACCACCGAUCGGUUAGUUUUCGUCAUUUCAACGUGCGACGCUUUUAGACGGUACACGAGGGUGACGUAGUGUGUUCGAUUCAAAAAAUGUAGAAGCACCCGUCAUUACUGUUAGAUUUUAUUAUUAGCAAUUGCUGUUUGUGCGGGGACAUUUAAUGAACGCGAUUUAAUGAGCUUUAAAAAACGGAUAUACAGGAUGGAAACCGAAAACAAGGACACGGGACAAUCGUAGAAUUGUAGAGCAAAGAUUAGUCGGUUAUCUCCACUCUGUAAACACGACUUUGCAUAAUAUAUGUGUCUUCUUCAAAUCU
This is a messenger RNA of Cylas formicarius (sweet potato weevil), 3603 nucleotides long. Its product is annotated as trifunctional nucleotide phosphoesterase protein YfkN. Gene Ontology annotation, molecular function: hydrolase activity. The record is from RefSeq and is a predicted model, not a curated record. NCBI's taxonomy places the organism in Eukaryota, Metazoa, Arthropoda, Insecta, Coleoptera, Brentidae. The coding region runs from base 592 to 2538 and encodes 648 amino acids. Gene Ontology annotation, biological process: nucleotide catabolic process. The transcript has 12 exons.